Messenger RNA from Acanthaster planci (crown-of-thorns starfish), 3654 nucleotides. RefSeq names its product phosphatidylglycerophosphate synthase 1 (gene pgs1). Gene Ontology annotation, biological process: cardiolipin biosynthetic process. Gene Ontology annotation, cellular component: mitochondrion. Gene Ontology annotation, molecular function: CDP-diacylglycerol-glycerol-3-phosphate 3-phosphatidyltransferase activity. NCBI's taxonomy places the organism in Eukaryota, Metazoa, Echinodermata, Asteroidea, Valvatida, Acanthasteridae. The record is from RefSeq and is a predicted model, not a curated record.
ACAUUCAAGAUGGCAGCGCCCGUGCAGGCUGCUCGUGCUUCAGUGUCGUCUCUGAGAACAUUAUGGUGGCAUGGCGCAAGGCUCCGUCUUUUCCAUGGGAGACUUAUUGGGAGUUACCGACAAGCAUUUGACUUGCCUCAAAGACGGGCUUAUUGUUUGAGUAAGGACACUCCCGGUGCUUCGUCAUCACAUUCAUCAUUCUGUUCCAGGGGAACACUGCAGGAGGGUGAUGCUGAUGUCUUUGAACACUUUGCCUGGGUCUCUGAUAGAGCACCAGGGUUCUGGGUUAGUGGCAAUCAAAUCACAGUUCUGAAAGGACCCCAGGAAUAUUUUGAGACUCUCAAGGAACGGAUGGAAACGUGCAGACGUCGAGUGGUGCUUGCUGCCCUCUAUCUUGGCACAGGAACUCAGGAGGAGGAGCUUGUUGUCUCACUGUAUGAGGCAUGUAGGCGGAGCCGUCUUGCCAACUCUUCAACACCUCUUGAGGUUCAGAUCCUCCUGGACUGCACGCGAGGUUCCCGUGGGAAGCACAACUCCAGGACAAUGCUGCUGCCUCUCCUUCGGAACUUCCAGCCAGAGGUACGGGUGUCGCUGUAUCACACCCCAGACCUUAGAGGGUUCUUGAAGAAGAUGAUUCCGGAGAGAUACAAUGAGGUCAUUGGCCUGUCCCACCUGAAAGUUUGUAUCUUUGACGAUACCCUGAUUAUCAGCGGGGCUAAUUUAAGUGAGUCCUACUUCACAAAUCGCCAGGACCGUUACGUGAUGCUGGAAGACUGCCCUCGUUUGGCAGACUUCUUCCAGGAGCUUGUGUCCACUGUUAGUUCCUUCUCCUUCCAGCUGAACCCUGAUGAUAGUUUAACCCUUGACCCAGAAGUCGGCAUUCAUCCAUACGAAGGUGAUGAGCUGAACUUCAAGCAAGUUGCAAGGGACAGAAUACAGGAAGUCAUAGAUCCAUCCAAAUGGGACCAGUUUGGUGGUCACAUGACCAAACCCAGACACUCUAGCCACAGCCAGGAAACCAGACACAGUCACCGGCAGUCUAUAUGCAGAAAACAGAGGCAUCCUAAUGACGAAAUCACCACGUGGGAAUCGUAUAGGGGAAUGCACAAGGACGUCACCAGCUCCACAGACAUGACUGCUGGUUUAAUUGGUACCCAUCUGCCUUGCUCAGGAACAUCAAAGUUCUUAAGGACCAAGAAAAAUGACGGCACAGAAUCAACUUCAAGUUGUAUUGCCUCAAAUUCUGAGUCGUGUAUCCAGAGUGUCAAAUUGCCCAAGCAAAGCCAGUGUGGUAGUCAACCAACCAGCUCAAACAGCAAUUCGCACAGAAAUCAAGUUGGGGAUACCCUAGUGUUCCCUCUCAUCCAGAUGGGGUCAUUUGGGGUGACGGUGGACCAGGAUGUCACGUGUCAGCUUCUCAAAUCAGCUGAGGAGUCAUCACAUCUGGCCUUGGCAUCUGGCUACUUCAAUCUGACCAGAGAAUACAUGGACUUGGUGCUGGGGUCAAAGGCAACAUACAGUAUUCUGAUGGCAUCCCCUGAGGCCAAUGGAUUCUUUGGUGCAAGGGGUAUCUCGGGUUACGUGCCAGCAGCCUACACCUUUAUCGCCAGGAACUUUUUGAGGAAAGUCCGAUGGCGGAAUAAAGCAGACAAAAUCAGCAUGCAUGAAUACUUCAGGCAAGGGUGGACCUUCCAUGUCAAAGGUUUGUGGUACUACCUCCAUGGCGAGUCUCUGCCCUCACUAACCUUGAUUGGCUCUCCAAACUUUGGUCAUAGGUCAGUACAUCGUGAUCUUGAGGCACAGUUGGCAAUUGUAACAACCAAUGACAAGCUGCAGAAUCAGCUUCAUCAGGAGCGACAAGACUUCUUUAAUCAGUCAGAGGUCAUCACCUCAUCAACAUUCAGGAGGCAGGAACGCCGAGUCCCUCUCUGGGCUAAGAUAUUCACCCUCGUUGCCAGGAACUUUUUCUGAGGGUCUUCUGCCAAUGAAGUAUAACUUGGGGCUCAGUGCAGUGCCAUAAGCUGCCAUGAUGAACUUUGACCUCUGAGGAGUUGAUAACUGGUUGCUUCAUCAGUCAUGUACGGUAGAAUAUCCAUUGCCACGACAACAACUGUCAUGUGCUUUGGCUAUACCAAACCAGUUUAAUUGAAAACUAUCGUUGACCAUAGUUUUCCUGUGCUGUGAUUGUGUUUGUUGGAAGUAAAGGGGCUAGUCUUAUUGACUAUUCUAUUCCAACUAUUUUCAGUGUGACUACUGAAUCGCCUGCUGAAGGUGGUACCCUUGGAAGGUUGGUAGCCAUGUGCAUCACUAUGCAUAGCACUAUUGCAGGGAGCCAGUCAAGAGUUGAUUGCUUUGUCUAUGAGGCACAUGCACUCUGGCAUCAGCACACUGGUCAAACAUACAUCACAAAUGGACCCCUGUUGAAAAUUGCUCGAUGUCAAAGUUGGUCAGAUUGGCUCGGCAUUUUACAAACUUUUUUAUUCAGUGUACUACAUGUUUGUACCCAUCUGGUAGACUUGCCAGUGUAAUUAUGACGACUGCCUUGUUCAUAAUACGAAUCCAUUUAUAUUUUGUUCUAGGCAGAAUAUUUAUUAGUUUAUCAAGAUGUACAUGCAUCAAAUUAUUGAGUGCAGUAUUUCAGGAGUCAUUGUUUGAGAUGCUGUUAAUGGGUGCAAUUGGUGGAUCUGCACAAUUGCUGGAAUGCACUCUGCUGUUGGUCAGUCCUGUAAGAUUUCUCUUAAUCUCACUGCCAUCACUUGAUGACCUUCUAUUUUCAAUUCUUGGUCGUGGAAGAGUAGGUUGAAAAAAGGGGACAUUGAAUAAAAAAUGAUUGAAAUGUUCCCAAGGUAUGUCUUUAGGACGGCGGCAUGAGAAGAAUGCCUGGAGACUGUGUGAAGAACAAGUUCACUCAAACUAGCUGGUUUCUCGUACACCUUGAUAAAUGCUUAAGUUUACCAUUUUAAAAUCAAGCUUUAUGCUUUAAGCUCUGGAAAGGGUUACAAAUGUACUUGUCUGCAGUAUGCGCUAUGAUGGAGAAGCUUGUAUUGAUUGACAGCACUCCUGACAACAGUACCAUUGGUAUGUGAAUGUGCAAUAUUCAGGGGAGGGAAAUUUUGCCUGGUGCUCGUGCCGGAAAGUUGUUAAACAUCAGUGUGCUUUGCAGGCGCGGUUCUAGAGCCAAGUUUUCUGGGGGCAAGACUCAUCGCACGUGACGUCACCUGUUAAAUUGUGCUACUGCUGUUAGUUUUAUUUGUAUUUUUUUAGGGGGGGCUAGAGCCGUAGAAUGGCGCCAGGUGUUAUGCAAUGCAUUCCAACAAUGUUACCUGUAGUUGUUUGGUACUGUGGAGGUGAAAGAAUAGAGGUAAAUAUACACUGACAUUUCGGUGACAUGUCACCAAAUAUUUCACUCACAAGAGUGGACUGAAGGGCAAACCCGGAGUAGAUUUUCCUGUGACGAUGUCAUACUGUUGGAGAGAAUUUACACUUAUGCACCCAAACGAUGCUGGAAAAAGUCACAAAGGAGGCACAUUAUUGAAAAUCCCAUUGCUGGUCCUUCUAAUAUUUCGAAAUCGGUUGAUUAAGAAUUUCCUCGGUUGAACUGUUUAAAAACAAGUCAUUACAUUUUCUAAUAGAAUACAGCGGUCGAAAAGUUCA